CUCAUUUCCUAUCUUUCCUAUCUUGUCUUUUCCUUGACACCAUCUUUAGAUCUUUUCUCUACUUGGAUCUUCCAAUUUUUCUUCUUUGCUUUCUACUUUCGUCCAUUACAGUCUUCUAUUAUCCCUUUUUUUCUUCCAACAUGAAAUUCUCCACCAUCCCAACGCUCAGCGCAUUUUUCGCAGUCGCUUCCGCUGCCGUCUGCACUGAUGCCAACCCAACCACUGUCACUCAAACGGUCACCGUCACAGCACCUCCUCACGGAGGAAACACCUAUGUCCCAGCAAACGCCCGGGGCAACCCUUCUCCAUAUGUUACUACCUAUGGCGGCUCUGUCACAUCUGUCGACUACUCCGGGUCCACGACCUCCGUUUGGGUUUAUCCCACAGGCUCUCCUAGCCACGACUGCACUGUCGCGAUCUACGAGAACGACACUGUCAACGUGAUCAUCAUCAACAUCAAUGUCCAGAUCGUCAACGGAGCUACAACGACAAUCACCUCGACAAAGACUGAUGUCAAGCCAACCUGGGUCCCUCAACUCCCUUACAGCACAACUUCCACAAGCUCCUCCUACAGCGCAAUGAAAACCCACAACGUCAUUGUCGGCGCUGAUGGCGAGCUCAAAUAUGCCGGGAACAACAUCGACGCCGCAAUCGGAGACAUCAUCCGCUUCGACUUCAACAGCACCAACCACACCGUCACCGAAUCCACCUUCGAUAAGCCCUGCUCCCCCAAGGACGGAGGAUUCAAUACCGGGUUCAACCAAUUCAACAACCAGAACCACACCGGUAUCAUCUUCAGGGAGUUCGAAGUCAAGGUCAACACCCCGCUUUGGUUUUACUGCGCGCAAACCGUGAAGGUGUCUCACUGCCAAAAGGGAAUGGUUCUUGGUAUUAACGCUGCCGGCAAAUUCCCCGAAUUCCUUGCUAGGGCUACUGCAACUGCUACUUCGACUUCCAGCACUGCUUACGGCACAGGGAAGGUGUCCACGCCAGCAGCCUACACCCCCGUCGCCAAGACCCUUUCGACCGGUGGAAGCAGCAUGUCAACCACGACCACCUCUUCCUCUACACACAAGGCAGCCGUGGCUGCUCCUUCUGUACAUACCAUUAAGGGGCGGAGAGUAGUUGCUUGGUCAGCUUAAGUGUUCGACUAUCGAUUGUAAGAGGACUGGUGUUGCACAGCGAGGAGUUCGGCAUGGGUUAGACGGGUCUGAUGGCAUUUUUUGGUGUUUUAGAUUUGACUGCAAUGCAGAACACGGAGUGCAACACGCACAUAUGAUAUUAGACUAGAG
Hyaloscypha bicolor E is the source of this 1292-nucleotide messenger RNA. RefSeq lists its product as uncharacterized. The record is from RefSeq and is a predicted model, not a curated record. The transcript has a single exon. Lineage: Eukaryota; Fungi; Ascomycota; Leotiomycetes; Helotiales; Hyaloscyphaceae. Bases 141 to 1142 code for a protein of 333 amino acids.